Molecule: messenger RNA, 3079 nt
Organism: Chanos chanos (milkfish)
Lineage: Eukaryota; Metazoa; Chordata; Actinopteri; Gonorynchiformes; Chanidae
Gene: cab39l
Product: calcium binding protein 39-like
Exons: 9
Coding region: 336-1340 (334 amino acids)
Biological process (GO): intracellular signal transduction
Molecular function (GO): protein serine/threonine kinase activator activity
Source: RefSeq, a predicted model, not a curated record
CAGACUGGCACACAUGAAUUAGAGCAGCUGAUUCAGGAUCUGCUAUUGUGGGAGAGACUCACUGGGAGCUGUGGUUCAAGCCAUCAAGUCAAGGGACUAAAAUACAUUUGACUCUGUCCAGGAGAAAUUCAGUACUGCCUGCUUAAAAGAUUCCGCACUGUUUAAUUCGCUCAUACACACAUUCCUCUGACGUUUUGCCCAGCGUACACAUUGCUGGCGUGACCAGAAAAAGCUACUCGGUAACACUGAAACAAGGCAGCAGGCAAGAUAUCGAGCGAAAAGACACAAAAUAUAUCUUUGUACUGCUCUGAAGAGAGACACAGGCCCCAGCUACCAUGCCGCUCUUCGGUAAAUCACACAAGAGUCCCACAGACAUUGUGAAAACGCUGAAGGACAACCUGUCGAUCCUGGUCAAACAGGACAAGAAGACAGAGAAGGCAUCAGAGGAGGUGUCAAAAUGUCUGGUUGCCAUGAAGGAGAUCUUGUACGGGACCAACGAUAAGGAGCCUCACACAGAGACAGUGGCCCAACUGGCCCAGGAACUGUACAACAGCGGCCUCCUCAUCUCUCUGGUGGAGAAUCUGCAGGUCAUCGACUUUGAAGGAAAGAAAGAUGUGUGUCAGAUCUUUAACAACAUCCUGAGGAGGCAGAUUGGUACAAGGAGCCCCACCGUGGAGUACUUCUGCUCCCAUCAAGAAGUUCUCUUUAUCCUCCUCAAAGGAUAUGAGACUCCUCAGGUGGCCCUGAACUGCGGCAUCAUGUUGCGCGAGUGCAUCCGACACGAGCCCCUUGCCAAAAUAGUCCUUCAUUCCCAGCACUUCCGGGACUUCUUCAAUUAUGUGGAGAUGUCUACGUUCGACAUCGCCUCUGACGCAUUCGCCACCUUCAAGGACCUUCUUACAAGACACAAGGUUCUCGUCGCAGAAUAUUUAGAACAGAACUAUGACGCGGUCUUCAGUGACUACGAGAAACUGCUGCACUCUGAGAACUACGUGACAAAGAGACAGUCGUUGAAGCUGCUGGGCGAGCUGCUUCUGGACAGACACAACUUCAGCGUAAUGACACGGUACAUCAGCAAGCCUGAGAACCUGAAACUCAUGAUGAACCUGCUUAGAGACAAGAGCCCCAACAUUCAGUUUGAGGCUUUCCACGUCUUUAAGGUGUUUGUGGCCAAUCCAAAUAAGACCCAACCAAUAGUAGACAUCCUCCUUAAGAACCAGACCAAACUCAUCGACUUCCUUAGCAACUUCCAGAAGGACCGCACAGACGACGAGCAGUUUAACGACGAGAAGACGUACCUAAUCAAACAGAUACGGGACCUGAAGAAGCCAGCCUCUUAAAAAUACCCCAAAUAGAUACCAAUCACACAUCCUCUUCUUUUUACUGAGGAAAACACACACACACACACACACACACACAAAUAUAUUAACAAUAAUAAUUCUAUUUAAAAUCUUGAAAACAUUUGUCUUUUCAUAGUUAUGAAGCUUGCAACGGAUAGUUCUUGAUCACAGAUGUUCUCAGUUGCUUCUUUCUUUCUUUCUUUCUUGCUUUCUUUCCAAUAUUUGUUGUUCUCAUCUUUUAGUUUUGUGCCACAAUAGGACGUUUGAAAAGCCACCAGUUUUUUUGUUUUCCUGGGAAGAACCAAAGGUUAAACUAAACUCUAGUGAAAUGGCUGUUUGAUGGUCCUUGAGGUAACCACACGCAUAUUUCAUAUUUGCCACAUCUGAAUGAGAUCAGGUUUUUUGUUUUUUUUUUCACAAUUCCUUCACAAUUCCACACUCCGUAACAGUUUUAGCAGCUUCAGAUGGAGUGCAUUAGUGGAAGAGCUGCUAAUGUAUAUUCUGGAGAGAGAAUACAGGUUUGUUGAAUGGUAGGAAGGGAGGUUAGUUUCCCCAAGUAUUUAUAAAGCCUUUUGACUUUUGUCAGUAGAGAAAUUUCUACUGUAGUUAGACUAAAUCUUACAUUCCUUUUCCUUUUGUCUCUAUUCCAGGUUUCCUAUCUGUUACUUGCUGCUCCUGUGAAAAAUGUCAAAGCUUUGAAGCUUCUCCCAACGAUUUAUAUUAAACACUAAAAAAAAAAUACCCCUCAAUUGUAAAAAUCUAUUUUUAAAUUUCUGAAAUGAUUUCAAGGAAUCAAAACGAUCAGUAUUUAGAUGAUUAAAUUUUCUAAUCUGAAAUUGAGGGGCUGUACAGUAAAUCUUUUUGGGGUUUCGAGUAAUGAGUUUAAUUACACAUCUUUGUGUUGAUAACAGCUCUUUCUCCGUUUUUUUUUGUUGUUUUUUUUUUGUAUUAAACAGGGCUGUGUUAUUAUUUGUUUCAUGUGUUUAUAGAAAAAGCUGGUUUUAUUCAUUAAGUGGAUACCAUUUAGAAUAUUCUAGAAAGAAAUCCACUUUGGCACUUAUAGAAGAUUCUCCUCCUGUGGCAGCAUGGGGAGACCUGGGAGACUCCUUUUAACGGCAGGUGUAACUAUUCUGUACUAUAGUAUUUGUGCAGUACUAUAGUAUAUAUUUGUACUAUAGCCAUGUACUGAGCUUUUGAUCAUGACUUUGUUACAGCUGAGGUAUAGAUUAGAAAAGGUAGAUUAGACACAUUAACAGCUGAGGACACGAACAUACAAAAACAGGUGCCUUUUGUUCUAGCGGUUUUUCUUUUGUUUUUAUUUUUAUUUUUAAUCUUUCUGGUCUUUUUUUGUAUUUUAAAGAUCUUUCUAGGGGGAGCUUAAUUUUUCUUUUUUUUUUUUUUUUAAAUAUGGUCUUAAUGAACAUAUUUGUUGUGAUUAAGCAAUGAACCUCUUAAACUCGCUAUAUUUGAGUUAUGCUGUUGAAGAAAUACUUAAUUCCCUUUCUGUUGCUGCAGCUCUUUGAUUGAGAUUGAGUUGUACGAUUGUCUUUAAAAUGAACCAGUAGAGUAGAGUUGGAUGAGGUAGAGGAAUUAUGCUGAAGUGGUCAAAGAUGCAUUAUAAUCAUAACUUUGCCAAUAUGUGAAGAAGAAUAACAUUUUAUUAUACACUGAGCGUUAACUUUUUUUUGUUCCAUUCAGUAUGGUUUUGUGUGAAAUCUGGAUUUUGAUCAAGCCAAUAU